UUGAUGUGUUAGUCCAUAGCUCUCAUACAUAAACUCUCUCAUUUGAUGUGCAUGACCUUUGAUGUUAAAAGCCCAUGCUUCUUGGGCCUUAGGUCAGCACCGACUAUGAAUAGGUUCAAAUCCACCUCCCCCUCCAUGAGAUUACUUAACAUCAUCUAAUUAGGUCUAACAUCUCUGUAAGCAAAUACGACGACAAUGAAUAGAGGAGAAAAUUUCGAGCCCAUUCCAAAUGAUCUCAUUGUCGACAUAUUCUCGAGAGUGUCUUCAAAGUCAAUCGGGAAGUGUCGUUGCGUGUCGAAGCUAUGGAGGUCAAUGCUUCUUCGUCCAGAUUUCACCGAGUUGUUGUUGACCAAGUCCUCCACUCGUCCACGUCUCUUUUUUGUCCUCGAAAGACACAAUGACUGGUGCUUCUGCUCGUCGCCUCAGCCACAAAAUCCAUAUGAGAAGUCUCUUGUAGUAGCCGCUGAUUAUCAUACCAAGUUCUCUAAAACCGAUUGGCAAGAUUUAAUUGGCCUUACCUCUGGUUUGAUCUAUAUAUCUUCUAUGAGUAUUUAUAGGGAUGAAGUGCGUGUGAUAUGUAACCCUAUCACGGGAAAGUAUGCGAGGUUACCUAAACUGAUGGUGAAGUACGAAAACACGAUCAACCUUUUUGGGUUUGAUCCGAUCGACAAGCAAUUCAAAGUGUUGGUCUUGAGCAAUAUAGUUUGUAAUGGAACGCUUAUUGAUAUUUUGACAUUAGAAAGUGGAAAAAUGAGGUGGAGGAAGAUCUGUUGUCCCUUAACCCACGAGGUUUGUUUUGAACGGAUAUGCAUCAAUGGAGUUUUGUAUUACUUAGGUUACAAAACUGAUGAAGAGUCUUAUGUGGUAGCUUGCUUUGAUGUUAGGUAUGAGGAAUUCAAGUUUAUAGAUGCAAAAUGCAUUGGGCGAGAGACUAGAUUGAUUAACUAUAAGGGUAAAUUAGGUGGGAUUGAUUGGGUCAAAGGAGGUAACCGUGAGUUGUGUAUGUGGGUUUUAGAGGAUGUCGAGAAACAAGAAUGGUCGAAAUAUGUUUACACUUUGCCAGAGAAUGAAGUCCUAAUUGAUUUAUACAAGUAUAAUGUUGCUGGAGUGACGGCUAGAGGUGAAGUUGUUUUGUCGAGGAAAUUUGCAGAUAUGUGGUCGUCACAGUUUUAUGUUUUCUUCUUCAAUCCCGAAAAGAACACUCUCCAACGUGUUGAAAUCCAAGGUUUUGAAGAUGAGGGAAGAGAGAUUUAUGUUUACACCUUUGUAGACUAUGUAGAAGAUCUUACGUUUAAUAUUAUGAAGACAUCAUAUGGUGCAAAAUCCAUAGAACAGGAGCGUAAACCCACGAGCACCGGUGUUGCGAGUGUUAACAAAUUUGAUGCUCUGUGUCUUUUAGAUUGUGAUGAAUUUACAGGUGCUGAAACCUGAUUCAUUCCCUUGCUCCCCAAGUAAGCUAAAAGCUCUCUCUAUUUUAUACAAGUUGUAUUCUCCUCUGUAAACAUCAAGGUAUCAAAGUUGUUCUUUGUAGGAAUGGUUUCAAAUCCACUUUAUUUGACUUUAAAUUCCAUUUUAUUUGAAUUUCAAAUCCACAUUUUAUUUUAUUUGACUUUAAAUUCCUUUUAUGUUCCCUAGAAACUCUAUGUCUAAUUCGUCGUGUGU
This is a messenger RNA of Arabidopsis lyrata subsp. lyrata, 1662 nucleotides long. RefSeq names its product putative F-box protein At1g33020. The coding region runs from base 196 to 1431 and encodes 411 amino acids. The transcript has a single exon. Gene Ontology annotation, molecular function: protein binding. NCBI's taxonomy places the organism in Eukaryota, Viridiplantae, Streptophyta, Magnoliopsida, Brassicales, Brassicaceae. The record is from RefSeq and is a predicted model, not a curated record.